This is a messenger RNA of Mytilus californianus (California mussel), 823 nucleotides long. Its product is annotated as complement C1q-like protein 3. Gene Ontology annotation, molecular function: protein binding. Bases 137 to 694 code for a protein of 185 amino acids. NCBI's taxonomy places the organism in Eukaryota, Metazoa, Mollusca, Bivalvia, Mytilida, Mytilidae. The transcript has 3 exons. The record is from RefSeq and is a predicted model, not a curated record.
UGCUAUAAUACAUGAAAUAUGCGUGACAAAAUGUAAUUAAUGUAUAAGAUUACAACAGUUUUACAUGGCAUACCAUAUAAAAAGGACAAACGAAGGAACAAAAUUCAUAAACUAGCGAAAUAUCGAUACAAGGAAUAUGGUUUCGUCAACUCUUGUAUUGUUGUUACUGUGUGCAAACGUUGGAAAAGCAUUGGAGAGUUGUAAUCCAGGAAAGACAACAUGCGUGACAGAGGACCUUCUGCAUAUGAUUAUGAGAGCUGUACCUACUAUAAAUGAUUCCAAUUCAAAGACUGAUCUCGAACGAAGACCAACAUUUUUUGCAUCGUUAAAAGCACCUCAGCAAACUCUGUCUGAUAUUAAGGAUAUUGUGAAGUUUGAUGACGCAAAGAUUAAUAUUGGAGGUGGAUACGACUCUACAACUGGAAUAUUUACUGCUCCACGAAAUGGAAUCUACAUAUUCUCUUGUACUAUUGUGAGUGUUGGUGGCGGUGAUGUUCAAUUCCAGCUUAACAAGAACAACCAUUUCUAUACAGGAGGGUAUGCCACUAGAACGAAUUAUGGAGGUCAAACGGUGUACUCUAUCGUCGAGCUAAGGACAGGAGAUAAAGUGUAUAUUAAACACAGAACUGGUUCAUUACAGAAAGUGUCUGGAAAUCACCACUCCACAUUUUCCGGUUAUCUUUUGUCUAAGUAAUAACAUUUACUGUUCUCAAUAUAAUAGUAACAUUUUCAGUACUAAACAUACUAUUUUAAUUUUGAAAUAACACGUACCUAAUUAUUAAAAAUUGAUCUAUUGAUUAUCGAAUAAAAAUUUAACAAUGGU